Leptopilina heterotoma is the source of this 658-nucleotide messenger RNA. RefSeq lists its product as uncharacterized. The record is from RefSeq and is a predicted model, not a curated record. Lineage: Eukaryota; Metazoa; Arthropoda; Insecta; Hymenoptera; Figitidae. The transcript is spliced from 2 exons. Bases 57 to 452 code for a protein of 131 amino acids.
GUGGAGGACAAAUUGAAAUAAAUGAAGAUCCAUUAGCUGAACGCGUAAAAGCGUUAAUGGAGACUUCUGUGAGUGGACUUGCGAAUCCUUUUGAUUCCGAUGAAAUUGUUAUCGAUGAAUUUGAAAGUAAGCAUUACCAGGAACAUUUAGUAGAGGAUCAAAAUGGAGAUAAAUGCAUACUGAUAGGGGUUCUUGAUAAAGCUGUGGACAUGCCAAAUAAUGUCAAGCAAGAUUCAUCUGAAUGUAUUGACAUGACAAGUAAUGUCAACCAAGAUUUGUCUGAAUGUAUUGACAUGACAAGUAAUGUCAACCAAGAUUUGUCAGAAUGUGUAGACAUGACUAACAAUGAAAACCAAGAUUGGUCGGAAUGGAACCCAAACUUGCUAAGGCAGAAGAAAAGUUCGGCAUUGGAAGUAAAAACUGCCCCUAUUGAAAAAAGGAACCAACUGUAAAGCAACGAUGUAAGCCGAAGCAACAAAGAAUCAAAGGAAGUGCUGCUACCAGAAAUAAUUCCCUAACAAUUUUGUCAAAAUCUAAGCAUGAGUUAGUGGAAAUUUUUAAAGCAGAAGCCUCCACAAAAUCAGCAAUAGAAAUAGAAAUACUUCACACUCGAUUAGAGAAAGAAAAAAUUGAAGUGGAAGCUGCGAAAAAAAAACUG